UAACCACAUUCUUUGCUUCAUCUUUGCAAUAAUGAGAGCAUAACCAAGCUAUUUAGCAAGUUAACCAAUAAUUAACCAGAGUCCACAGAACAAAUUUGGGGGGAAAUCUCGUCGCUAGUGCUUCCACGAUAUAUUCGCUUUUCUAGUGUCUAAUUCAAAGGAAUCCCCUUCUCAUUUUUCUCCUGACUUCCAUCCUAAUCAACUGACAGUUACCCGCCGCUUCAUUCUUAACUCCGAAGCUAAAACUCCUUUGCCUCUUCUUCUCUUUGCUGCAUCAGUUCUUCCUCUAUCUCCGUUUCAUUCAUUUCCAAGCCUUUUCCUUUCCUCUGCAAUGACUGACUGGGGCCCGAUCUUGAUAGGAGUAGUCCUAUUCGUGCUACUCACACCAGGGCUUCUCUUCCAGCUACCAGGAAACAACAGGCAGCUCGAGUUUGGGAGCAUGAAGACCAAUGGCAAAUCGAUCGCCGUUCACACUCUCAUCUUCUUCACUCUGUAUGCUAUCUUUACCAUGGCUGUUCAUGUCCACAUCUAUACUGGUUGACACAAAUCUGGCCAUCUGGGGUUCUGGGUUUUGAGUAAAGAUCUGUGCUUUCCUCUCUUUUUUGGGGUAUGAUUAUUGAUAAAUUUGUUGGGGGGUAGAGAAAAGUUGAAAAGGGUGCUGUCUUUAGUUUCUUCUUAUGUUGUUUGUAACCUGUAAUUUAUGGAUGGAUCGAUACGUGAUGAGUUGAAUAAAGCAAAUAUGAUGCAGAGAUCUUUCUCUCAGCUGUUUCUCCUUUUUCAGUUUCUGUAUCAGAUUGUGUUCCCUUCACUUGCUCUUCGGGUUUGACCAAGGCUGAAGUUGGGAUCUCUGAGUUACUUGGAAGUUGGAACUAUCAUUUUUCCAAGUCAGUUUAGUUCAAUUCUUGAGGAGUUCUUUCUGUUUAUGUGGACAGGUAUAGCAUAGAGAGCGCAAUACUGAAUCUGCUGUUAUUUGAGAAUUAGAGUGUAAACUUUUGCAGGCAUAUAGACUAUAGAGUGAAACAAGCACCAAUUAAGAUCUCUUAGGUUACUUUUAUGGGUCAUGAGAUAUGAGAUCUGCUAGUGCCAAGGGCCAUUAGCACAGACUAAAUUAAAAUAUGAGCAUCUUAGAUUGACUUGGAGCCAAAAAUUUGCUGAGUAGGUAAAAGCUGAGCAUUGUUGAGAGAGUCAGAGAGGGAGGAGGGAGAGGUUGUUGACAUUAUUCUUAUAUUCCAAUGGUAAGGCCUGCCUUGGUGAAAAAACAAAAACAAACUCAAAAGCCUGUUGCUUUGGACAAUUGCUGUUGUCUGUGAUAACUUAGCAGAAGAUGAAGGAAGAAGACGCCCAUAACAAGAAACUGAAGAAGUAAUAAAACCUCUUGUUACAGAGCAAAAGAGAAGGUAACUUGGUUUUUCGUAAUCAAUUGAUAUGUACAUGGAUGCCAAUGGCGACUACCAAGAUGGUGAUGAUGCAGAAGUAAAUGAUGGCAUGGACCAGAAUGGCUAUCCCGCUCGUGCUGAGGUUCCCAAACUCCACCACCCUUGUUCUUGCAGGUAGCUGGAACAGGAGCCCGGGCGAUAGCAGGAUGAACAAAGCCACCGCUACAAUCACUGGUCCCCAAUCCGCACCCCCCAUGUUGGGGAUCCCUAAUAUGCCCGUCGUUGCUUGCUUCUCAAUCGACCUUGCAGAAGAAUGCUGCCUGAACCCUUCUAGUAUAUCACACUCUCCCAAUCUCUUUCCGGCAAGGAAGAAUAAUGAAAGGUUUAAGGGGUAAUGCUGUUUGUGUCAAAUAUGUAGGGAGCUGAGGAGAUGAACAGAAGUAAUGCGCCUUGCUUGGUGAUUAAGGAGGCUGUGGAGGGGAUGCGAAACUUUGUGUGAAAGCAGAGUGAAAAACAAUGGAGGGGGAAGGUAUAUGUAUGUAUGUAGAGAGGUUUUGUAGUGGGAUUCCUUUAAAGCAGCAAAAGAGAAAAAGGAUGAAACUUUAGUGUCUCAAUUACACCAGAUAUUGUUAAUUUGAAGACUGGCUUUUCUGUCUUUCUUUGCUUCUUUGUGAUUGCUUUAGGAAUUGAUGGAGAAGGGUGGCUUUAUUAAAGGGAAUAUGGCUACAAAGAAAGAAAGAAGCCAGCUUGUGAAUUGUGCAGAGCAGCAGAGGUGUAAAGUUCAUCGUCCUGGAAGGUGUGAGUUUCUGAAUUUGCUUCAUUGUCUGGAAUUUUGUAGGGAUUUCUCAGUUUCCUCUUUGAAUUUUGAAUCUUUUUUCUGUGAGCAGGCUUAAAAGUCUUUAGCUUUGAAGGGUUCUAGUUCUUUUUGUAUAUGAAGGAGCCUGUUCUGUACUCCACUCCAAUCCAAUUGCUUCUCAUUUUCAAGUCAAAACUAGUCUGUAUAUGUCUUUCUGCCUGUAUCAUUUCUAGUGAGACACCUCUCUCUUGUGCCUGGCAAGGCCACGUCGAUGAUGCACCUCCGAUUCGUGACAUGCAAUACACCAUAUUCGUUUGUAAAUGGUUUACAAAUGUUAAUAAUGUACUUGAAAUUUAGGGUUAGGGUGUUGUAUACACAUACUCUCUGUUUAACGGAGGAAGCUCAAAUGCGACUUCUGCAAUAGCCCAAAAGAAGAAGAGCUGAACGCCAAUUGUAGUGGUCUUGGGUAGAAGCUUAUGGAACCAUUAUAUUGGACUUGGGCAAGCUGAAGCGGGCCUUGAUUCCUUCCAAGGCUCCAUUUUAAAUUCCGGGUUAGAAGUGUCAAAAUGGGUUGGGCUUUCGUUGAUCCACUAAGAACAUAGUUUGCACUUUGCAGUUGUAGUGGUACUGUAGGAAGUAGGAGGCUAGGAGCAUAGCUCCAGAAACCAAACCAUAGCCAUGUUUGGACUGAUGAAUGGAAACAAAGAGACAAAACCAGCAACCUCGGUUAUGUCAUUCUUAAUAGACAUCGUUACUUGCAUUCACAUCUCGGUAUGAAAGCUGGGCUUCGUACUUGUCGCAUGCCAAUAGAAUAGAAUAACAUCU
Linum trigynum is the source of this 2997-nucleotide messenger RNA. NCBI's taxonomy places the organism in Eukaryota, Viridiplantae, Streptophyta, Magnoliopsida, Malpighiales, Linaceae. The record is from the annotation of a GenBank genome assembly.